This is a messenger RNA of Procambarus clarkii (red swamp crayfish), 414 nucleotides long. The record is from RefSeq and is a predicted model, not a curated record. Lineage: Eukaryota; Metazoa; Arthropoda; Malacostraca; Decapoda; Cambaridae.
AUGCCACUGAACAAGGACCUGGCAUUAGAACAACCACAAGAACCACCCAACGACCACCAAGAACCACCCAGAGACCAUCAAGAACCACCCAGAGACCAUCAAGAACCACCCAGAGACCACCAAGAACCACCCAGAGACCACCAAGAACCACCCAGAGACCAUCAAGAACCACCCAGAGACCAUCAAGAACCACCCAGAGACCAUCAAGAACCACCCAGAGACCACCAAGAACUACCCAGAGGCAUCAUGAACCACCCAGAGACCACCACGAACUAUCCAGUGACCAUCAAGUAUCAUCCCAGAGGCGUUAAGAACCAUCCCAGAGGGGUUAAGAACCACCCAGAGGCGUUAAGAACCACCCCAGAGGCGUUAAGCACCACCCAGAGGCGUUACGAACCACCCCAGAGGCGUUAG